CACCCCGCGCCCCGAGGAAGAGGCGGCCGUGCCGAAGUCGAGCUGCGCUCCGCACUGCUCCAGCGCCGCCGGGCAACCCCGGGGCUCCGAGCGUCGCCUCAGCAUCUGCAAGUGGCUGUUCUGGUUGGGGGAGGCCUGAAGGGGCCUCCUUUCCGGGGGCGCCGCGUGCCGCUCUGCGUUGGCCCCGCGGGGCCUCUGUGGCACUCAGGGCCUCUGUUGGACGGCGCGAAGUUCCCUGUGAGACCUCCCCUCCCCAGGGUACCUCAGUGCCCCACCCCCAGGCCCCCUUUCUGACCCUCGUGGUUUUCUGUCCCCGCCCCGUCCCCAGUCCCCCAGUCUGAGCCCUAGGGUCCCCUGUCUGUGCGCCCGCCCCCUCAUCCCGUCUCCCUUUCUGCCCCCUGCAAUACACUGCCCCCCCCCCCCACGAGUCUUCCUGUUCUGACUUGGAGAGUCUCCCUUCCCCCCAUUCCCCAUUCUGACCACUGAAAUGCCCUGUCGCCCCCGGUCCCCGUAGUCUGACCCUUAGAGGCCCCCCAUCCUGAUCGCUAGUGUCCUCUGUCCCUCCGUGUGUCCCCCCAGUGCCUCCGCACUGACUCCUUUCUCCCUCCCACCACUCUCUCGAUCUGACCCCUAGGGUGCCCCUCCUCCCCUCCACGGUCCCCUGUCCCCUUCCCCCCCCUCCGAUGCCUGAGAUAAUGAAGUGGACUACUAUGGAAAAAGGCAUCGUUACUUGCGAGAACGUGCCGCGGUGGAAAUGUUACAUGACCCCACGUUUAUUCCUCUAAAUUCUGAUCCCCAUUCAAAUUCCAAUCCAAACCGAGACCGUCAUCCCGAGAGAGUCAGGUGUACACCGGAUAUGUGGUGUAUAUUCACAAGAUCUGCCCCCGCCAUUUUGAAAGUAACUGAAAGUGACUGGAUGGAAUAGAGAGUAAUCAAGAAGAUGUGAUGGAGGAACUGUCUACUGUGCUUCAUCGUGACGAACCCCAUGAACCCGUGGUGAUAUGAGACACAGCUGAUGAGGAUCAGGAUUAUCAAAACAGCCUACUGGAGGGGCUGAUCAAAUUGGUUUCCUCCCAGCCUGCAUCAUCCGGUAUCUCAGCUAUGAAGAGAAGACGUGCUCCAGCUCGAGCAAGUGACAACAGUAAGACUAUGUUGCGUAUUGCCUUGUGGAAUUACCUGCGUCAGCAUGGAGAAAAUGUGAAGAAGUGGCAUAAAAAACCCACUCCUGCACUGUGAGCACAGGUAAAAGAACUACAAGACAGAUCAACCACCACGGCGAUCUCUUCCAAAAAGGUGACCGCUCCAGUUGCUGUGGGACAGGAUUAUUGCCUUAUAUUGUGUUAUCUUGCAUUCCGAAAUUAUAUUUGGUAAAUUAGCUUUCCUCCUCAGAUGGUAGCCGCUGUUUUGUUGUCAGGCCCACCUCCCUACCCUUUCCUCUUUUUCCUGACCCCGUUUCUACCCCAUAGAAGUCCCUCACAACCCCCCAGCUUUCCCCUUCCACCCCUCACCUCCCCUUCAGCCCCCCUUUACGCCCCUUGGAAGCCCCACUCACCCCAUUCCGCCCCAGGCCCCCCCCUCCACCCCAAGUUUCCCCUCCCCUUCCCCCCCCCUCCCUGCUGCAGCGUCUGAUGCGUGGACUCAGAUGUGAACGAUCCAAAUUGUUUAUGACAAGCUCUCACAUCACUUACAUACCUUCUCAAGUUUUGUUUGUUUGUUUGUUUGUUUGUUUUUAGCAUUCCCAUUGAGGCUGAUUCUCACUAGCUCAGAUGGGAAAAGGGAGGGGGGUAAAUCGUUGAGUAGGUGUGUCUUCCAUUCAGCAGGAGCUGCACAUGAUGGGAUUCUUAGUUCUUGUAGACUAAAGCCCUGACAGAUCCUUGGAUACUUAAAGCUGUUGUGAUGCUUUACCACAUGGUUCAGAAACUCAGACUGGAAUAUCUCAUUGGCCAGUGCUGAACAAUGACAUUUCAAACCCACACGUUCAUUGGGAUUGAAUUAAAUUGGGAUUGGAUUAAAGCUUUUUGGAAUAUGGGCUGUCUCUUUCCAUAUAGGUGCUCGGCACCUUAUGUAGUUGAGCUUUGCGACAUCUUAAUAAUCCACUGUUGACUGUGUUACUUCUGAAAGAUCGGUUUGAGCAGUCACACAGUAUUAACUGCGUACGUGGACCAGCAAAGCAGAGAUGGGAUCGGUAAACCUGAUGCAGCGUGCCCAUAGGAGCCGGCGAUUCUGCCUCUCCGUGUCCCCCCCCUUUGCCAACUCUGAUUCUCGGUCCAAUGAGACGGAGGUGAGACCCCCCAGGAGGCCGAGGGUGGCUUGGCAGGCGUGGAAUCCAGAAGAGGAAGAGGAGAACCAGGUGGAGAUCAUACGUCCACGUACUACCAUAUGGGAGCUGUGGAGAAAAGCGGCCAUUCUAUGCAUCGGUGAGUUUCUGAAGAGACAGGACAAGGAUGAGCGACAGAAAAUCAAAUUCCUGAGCAGCAUCUGCGUACUGUGCAAAUGCAAGGACACGUCGCUCGACUUGAAUACUUUCUGCCGAGAAAACCAGCUGGCAGAGAAUGUCCAGGCGCUGAUCGAUGAGGAGGCCAUGCACGCUUUGUGCUCAGUGAUAAAGCAGAAAGUCAUGCUGACCUUUGCUGACAUGAGCACUGUGGAGACAGCACUGGAAGGCAAAACAGAGAGCAUCCUGAAUUCCUGCUUCAACAGUGUCUUCUUUUUGCCUCCGGAACUGGACGUACCAGAAGAGGAGCAAACUCUCUACACUAAGACCAUGAUUGCCAUGAACGUCAUGCUGCGAGCCUUGGUGCACAACUGCCCCAGCUCCAGAAUGAGGGAGGAGAUGUGCAGCAUCUUUCAGGCUCUGCUCCACUUCUUCCACUCCCAGCACAUGCACGUUCGUACGAGAGCCCUGUACGGGGUUUUACGGAUGAUCACGGACUUUAUAGAAAAAGACUGGUACUGCGCUGCAAAUUGCGGGUUUAUAUAUGAGUCACUCAUCGAGGUCUACUUCCCAAUCCUGGGACAGCUGCUGGGUCACCUCUGCCUUUUCAGUUGUGGCCAACAUGCCACCAGAGUUCCAGCUACAGAUGCUCUUUAUCGCCUCUAUGCAUUUGUCAAACGCGAUAGAAGAACAGCCCUGACAGAGGAGAUGGAAAAGUACGUGCAUCUCCGGGAGAAGCUGCAGGAUACUAAUUUUGCAUGCGAUAACUUGUGCAGUCCCAGUGAUUGUGCCAAGGCGUUUGGAGGAUACCUCAGGCCUGCUGAGAGGAUGGACGUCGUCCUCACAGCCCUUGAAGCGAUGGUUGACUCCAGCAUCUAUGACAAGGAGGUGGCCUGCAGUGUGAUGGCCGUGGCCAUGGAAGACCACGCCUUCUGGCUAUCAGAUAAAACGCAGAUCGUGACCUCCAUCCGCAAGAACUUGAGGAGCAUCACCGCAAAGGCAGCGCGGCACUGCCUGGACUCCCUGCUCCUCCUUCUGACCAGCCAGAUGCCCGCGGAGGAAGUCAGGGACCUGCUGAAGUCCUCUCCACCAAGCGACAGCAGUGCCCUGGAUAUGUGGGAGGUGAUGCUCUGCAUGCCGCGGACCUUGGAGAAGGUUUUGAAGGAGCUGACCAAGGGCUCACAGCUGAGCAGGCUGCUAGAAGGAGUCACAGAAGACACGUGCAUCCUCUUCUUGGCUCUAAUGGCAAAGAGUGAAGAUAAUGAAGACUUUUUGGGUGACCUACGCCACCUCAAGACUUAUCUGAAGCAUCCAAGUGUGGAGAUGCGCACAGUGGUGCUCAGAGGGCUUGUCAUACUCUCCGAGACACGGGAGAAGGCAAGAAAAAUGGAGGUCGUGCUGCCAGAGAUCAUGGCCACCCUGCAGGCUGCCAGCGCAGACGUCAAGAUGAAGGCCCUGUUUGUCAUCCAAAACAUCAUGGGCCACGUGAAGAGGAAGGAGGCCAGCUCCAUCGCUGUGCAGCACGCUGAGGAGCUCCUGCCUCUCUUUGUCGAUGAGUCGAGCGCCGUGCGGGUGUCCUCCAUCCGUCUCUACAGAGACAUGGUGCAGGCCGUGGUCUGGUGCCACCGGAGGAGAAUGAAGGGGACGGUGCGCAGGGGCCUGGUCCCACUGCUCUUUCGGAUGAGCGAUGAGAACCAGGACGUGGCCCAGGCUGCCGGGAGAGCCGUUGUACAAACGGCCAAUCUCCUGUCCUGGAACGACCUCCGGGAGCUGGCUGAGAAACAGGAGACGUGGAGGAUCGCGGAGUGCUUGCUGCAGCGGGACCAGAGCAGGGCAGAGGAAUACCUGCAGCAGAGCCAGCCCUACCUGCAGGACCCUCAGGGGGCCUUGCGAGAGGAGGCCGUGAGGUUCAUUGGGCUUGCUGCGCGCUACUCAAGGGACCAGAGCGAGGAGAAGCUAGAGGACAUCAUCAGGGCCCUCAUGCCUUUGGCCAGUGACGCGGAGAGCUCAGUCCAAUGCUUGGCAGCUCAGACCACACUGAUCCUCAGGACAGCCUCGAGGACAGCGACGUCACGACGGAGCCUGCGAGCGCUGUGCUGUCUGUUCUGUUGAGCUGCAGCACUCCUCUGACAGCUCUGUCCCUCAGAGGAGCACAGCAACCCCAGUGCCCUGCUGCCCUUCACACUGGGACAUCCCUGCGCGUGCUCAGCAGGCACCGCCAUUCCUGGCCUCUGUUCCUGGCUGCAGGACAGCACAGCACAUUCUUUUUGUAUAUGCAUGUGUUUAAUAAAAUCUUUUUAAAUAUUCA
Gallus gallus (chicken) is the source of this 4742-nucleotide messenger RNA. RefSeq lists its product as uncharacterized. The record is from RefSeq and is a predicted model, not a curated record. Lineage: Eukaryota; Metazoa; Chordata; Aves; Galliformes; Phasianidae. The transcript has 21 exons. Gene Ontology annotation, cellular component: cytoplasm. The coding region runs from base 2177 to 4546 and encodes 789 amino acids.